Messenger RNA from Capsella rubella, 1356 nucleotides. RefSeq names its product geranylgeranyl transferase type-1 subunit beta. Lineage: Eukaryota; Viridiplantae; Streptophyta; Magnoliopsida; Brassicales; Brassicaceae. Gene Ontology annotation, cellular component: CAAX-protein geranylgeranyltransferase complex. The coding region runs from base 69 to 1229 and encodes 386 amino acids. Gene Ontology annotation, molecular function: CAAX-protein geranylgeranyltransferase activity. The transcript is spliced from 11 exons. The record is from RefSeq and is a predicted model, not a curated record. Gene Ontology annotation, biological process: protein geranylgeranylation.
UACUUUUCCUCUACGAGAAAGCAAAGGUGUGAGAUUCGUUGACUCACACAAGACCGGAGAACGAAGCUAUGUCAGAGACCGCCGUUUCAAUCGACUGGGACCGAGCUAAUUCGGAGGAUGAAGAAGAAAAUUACGAUGAUGACGAAGAAGACUAUUCGUCUCCGGCGCAAUCAUCUCCGCGGCCACCACCGUCGGCGAAUUUCGAGAAAGAUCGACACUUGGUGUAUUUGGAGAUGAUGUACGAGUUGCUUCCGUACCAUUACCAAUCUCAGGAGAUCAACCGUCUCACCUUAGCUCACUUUAUAAUCUCGGGUCUUCACUUUCUCGGCGCAAGAGAUCGUAUUGACAAAGAUGUGGUUGCAAAGUGGGUUUUGUCCUUCCAGGCCCUGCCUAGUAACAGAGUUUCACUAAAAGAUGGAGAAUUUUAUGGUUUCUUUGGUUCAAGGAGUUCUCAGUUUCCCAAAGAUGAGAAUGAGGAUUUUUUAACUCACAACAGUAGUCACCUGGCAAGCACUUACUGUGCAUUGGCCAUUCUGAAGGUCACUGGACAUGAUCUCUCGACCAUUGACUCUGACUCAUUAUUGUUGUCCAUGAAAAACCUCCAACAGGAUGAUGGAAGCUUCAUGCCUAUCCAUAUUGGAGGUGAAACAGAUCUUCGAUUUGUAUAUUGUGCUGCUGCAGUUUGUUACAUGCUGGAUAAUUGGAGUGGAAUGGACAAGGAGAAGGCUAAGAACUACAUAUUAAACUGUCAGUCAUAUGAUGGUGGUUUUGGAUUGAUCCCUGGUUCUGAAUCUCAUGGUGGUGCUACUUACUGUGCUGUUGCGUCCCUUCGGUUGAUGGGAUUUAUCGGAGUUGAUCUACUGUCAAGUGAUUCAUCCAGUUCAGUCAUAGACCCUUCAUUGCUCCUCAACUGGUGCCUACAGAGACAAGCCAAUGAUGGUGGGUUUCAAGGUAGGACUAACAAGCCGAGUGACACAUGCUAUGCAUUUUGGAUUGGAGCUGUCCUUAGACUCAUAGGAGGCGAUGCAUUGAUUGACAAAAUUGCUCUGCGGAAUUUUUUACUGAAAUGUCAGUCCAAGUAUGGUGGAUUCAGUAAAUUCCCGGGACAGUUACCGGACCUGUAUCAUUCAUACUACGGUUACACUGCUUUUAGCCUCUUGGAGGAACCGAGCUUAAGCCCUCUGUGUCCAGAGCUAGGGUUACCUCUUUUUGCAGCCUCUGGAAUUUGAUGUUUAGAUUGCCUCAAAAGUCACAUUCUUGAUUCUUCUAUCACCACAUUGUAACAUUUUACUCUGUUUCAGCAGUUAAUUCAUGUUGGAAUAUUUAGUUAUUGAUUAUUGGCUCUCAAUAUGGUAA